This is a messenger RNA of Oncorhynchus masou masou (cherry salmon), 1712 nucleotides long. RefSeq names its product synaptobrevin-like 1 (gene vamp7). NCBI's taxonomy places the organism in Eukaryota, Metazoa, Chordata, Actinopteri, Salmoniformes, Salmonidae. The transcript has 8 exons. Gene Ontology annotation, cellular component: membrane; SNARE complex. The coding region runs from base 213 to 869 and encodes 218 amino acids. The record is from RefSeq and is a predicted model, not a curated record. Gene Ontology annotation, biological process: endosome to lysosome transport; exocytosis; vesicle fusion. Gene Ontology annotation, molecular function: SNARE binding; SNAP receptor activity.
UCCGCAUGCAUAUUCAUCGUAAGGAAGCAAAAAACCACAUUUCCCUAGGUGGAACCAGAUAAAGCUUCCGAUCAAGGAUCUGGGAAAGCAGAAGUCAGACGAGGAGAUUAACAUUAACAUUUGGUUUAAUGUUGAAAACACAUCGUUUUGAAGACUGCUGAGCAUCGCAGUGAACCCCUGACCAGCUGUCCUCCCUGACCCUGUCCACAACCAUGGCGAUCCUGUUUGCAGUGGUUGCCCGCGGGAGCACCAUCCUGGCGAAGCAUGCGUGGUGUGGCGGUAAUUUCCUGGAGGUGACAGAACAGAUCCUAGCUAAGAUACCAUCCGAGAACAACAAGCUCACCUACAGCCAUGGCAGCUAUCUCUUCCACUACAUCUGCCAUGACAGAAUCAUAUAUCUCUGUAUCACUGACGACGACUUUGAGCGGUCACGUGCGUUCAGCUUCCUGGGAGAGGUGAAGAAGCGUUUCCAGACGACCUAUGGUUCCAGAGCUCAGACAGCCCUUCCCUACGCAAUGAACUCAGAGUUCUCCUCCACUCUGAUGGCUCAGAUGCACCAUUCCUCUCCUCCAUCAGAUCGCCUGGCUGAGACUCAGAUGCAGGUUGACGACCUGAAAGGCAUCAUGGUACGCAACAUCGACUUGGUGGCUCAGAGGGGAGAGAAGUUGGAGUUGCUGAUUGAUAAAACGGAGAACCUGGUCGGCUCAUCUGUGAGUUUUAAGACCACCAGCCGUAACCUGGCCAGAGCCAUGUGUAUGAAGAACCUCAAACUGACUGUCGUCGUAGUGGUGGUGUCACUGGUGGUCCUGUAUGUAGUUGUGUCUGCAGCCUGCGGAGGACUCAGCUGGCCCAACUGCAUCAGGAAAUAAGAGAGGGGGAGGAUGAGGAGAGAGGGGGAGGAAAAUAGGGAGCAAGAGAAGACUACAGCGGACCCACAAGAAAGAAAUCGCUCUCCUCCUCCUCCCUCUUGUCUUCCAGUCAGCAGGGAGGAGAGGUCCUCUAUUGGACAGAAUGGUGACGCAACAAGGCAUCCAGACAGUGGAGAUUUAACAACGUUGUGAUUGUCUUGCUUUCUGUUCCUUAACAAGAGAAUGAGGUGUGUUUAUCUGUCCAAAGACAAGCGAUUGUUGGAUACGCAGCUUUAAAAUAUUGUGCAAGUGGAAUUCAGUCCACUGUCCAGUCCAGCUGUCCUCCAUACUGUUCUCCAGUCCAUGGCCCUCAUCCAGGGGUCUACAAGCCUAGCAAACAGCUGUUCUCCAGUCCAUGGCCCUCAUCCAGGGGUCUACAAGCCUAGCAAACAGCUGUUCUCCAGUCCAUGGCCCUCUCAUCCAGGGCUCUACAAGCCUAACAAACAGCUGUUCUCCAGUCCAUGGCCCUCUCAUCCAGGGCUCUAUAAGCCUAGCAAACAGCUGUUCUCCAGUCCAUGGCCCUCUCAUCCAGGGCUCUACAAGCCUAGAAAACAGACUGAUAAUCUGGAGUAGGGUUUACCAAAUGUUUUUACCCUGGGGCCCCCUUCCAGCAUUGGAGAACAUCCCACGCCUCCCUCGGCAUGCGCACUGUGUCUAUUUCUAUUGGUACAGCACUGUUCAUGACACACUGUUCACACCCCUCUUGUUGGUGGAGAGGACAUGUUGCAGGUUUUUAAGCUUAUUUCCUGCAAUUGUACACAUUUUGUCAUGGGGUGCAAAAUAAAUGUUUCAGUUUUAAAGCAA